AUGGCUGGGUGGCUCGCUGCAGUGUCGGAGGAGAGCACCGGCCUUGACGAGUUCGCGGCUGCCCGCCCGCCGCGCAACUCUUACCGCGGCUCCAUCCGGCGAGUCGCCGUCUCCGGCGGGCUGAUCAGAUCAGCUCUGUUCGCCCAGUACGGCAGUACCGGCUCCAGCUACUCCAGCCAGUCUGGUGCUUCGUCCUACCCGUCCAACGGUUCCGGCUUCUCCUCCGGCUCGGCGCAUGCCGCUGCGGGCGCCAGGGCGCUCUGCGACCUCGAGCUCCGGGAGAUCGCCCGCCGAAUGGUGCACGACGGAUACACACAGCACAUGGUCCAGGCUUUCCACGACGCGCCUAUCGAAGCCCUGGGGACGUGGUUCUCGGAGCUGGACGUGGAUUGGGUUCUCCAAAUCCGCGAGGGGCAUGACUUGCGGCAGCUCCAAGCAGGCAUGUCGGCGCCGUCGCUUCAGGACCUGGUAGAGAGGUGGGUCCGAGCUCUUGCCAUAAUCGUUCUCACCAUGAGAGAGCUGCACGUGUCGUGGCCGUCGACGAGCCGACGCCUGCAAGCGCGCGCUUCGGCAAAGCGAGCAUCGACAAGAUGCUCGCCUUCGUCGACGCCGUCGUCGUCCCUGACUCUCCAAAGGGCCACGCUCCGGGGGACAAGCUGUGGGCCGUGCUGA
This is a messenger RNA of Triticum aestivum (bread wheat), 672 nucleotides long. RefSeq lists its product as uncharacterized. Bases 1 to 672 code for a protein of 223 amino acids. The record is from RefSeq and is a predicted model, not a curated record. The transcript has a single exon. NCBI's taxonomy places the organism in Eukaryota, Viridiplantae, Streptophyta, Magnoliopsida, Poales, Poaceae.